Molecule: messenger RNA, 279 nt
Organism: Adineta ricciae
Lineage: Eukaryota; Metazoa; Rotifera; Eurotatoria; Adinetida; Adinetidae
Source: the annotation of a GenBank genome assembly
AUGAAUAAUACUCCAUUAAAAGGGAAAGAAAGCAAUCCAAACUAUGAUCCGGGACAGAGUCCUCACGAAAUGGCAGCAACGAUUACACAUUUAAAUAACCAGAUCAGCAAUCUUACUAGUGAAAUCGCUACCCUCAUGGAAAUUAUUUCAAAAUUGGAGAAAACAAUUGAGAGUUUGAAUCAAAAAAUAAUGGUCUUAGAAGUUCAAUUGCAACUCGAAAAAGAACGUCGAUUAAAAGACUCGGACAGUUCAAAUUCACCUCCAGCUGUUAAAGAUUAG